Messenger RNA from Centropristis striata (black sea bass), 2991 nucleotides. RefSeq names its product solute carrier family 18 member B1 (gene slc18b1). Bases 209 to 1555 code for a protein of 448 amino acids. Gene Ontology annotation, biological process: transmembrane transport. Gene Ontology annotation, molecular function: transmembrane transporter activity. Lineage: Eukaryota; Metazoa; Chordata; Actinopteri; Perciformes; Serranidae. The record is from RefSeq and is a predicted model, not a curated record. The transcript has 14 exons.
UGUCAGUUGACGUUUGACGUUUAACUUCAGUUGGGAAACACUCGCCGACUUCGCUGCCUCUAGACGGAGAGUUACUGUCGCUGAACAGUCAGUCAGAAGCUGGUUUUCUGUCUGCUGUCGGUGUUUUCAGGUUUCCUCUUUGUAUCGGUAUGUCAACGUCUGAAUUUCUGUCUCGAAUAACCGGAUACGACAACUAAAAAAUUAAAAAAUGGACUCGCACGUUGAUCCUCAGCAAACAGAAAACAGCACUCCAGCUGAAUCAACAGAUCGUCCCCCGAGGAUGACCAGACAGCAAACUCUCACCUUAAUAUCAAUGGCGUCUGUCAACUUCAGUUCAAUGAUCUGCUACUCAAUAUUAGGUCCCUUUUUCCCUAAUGAGGCAGUAAAGAAAGGAGCCAGUCAAACUGUCAUUGGUCUCAUAUUCGGCUGCUAUGCUGUCUGCAAUUUAAUUGGCUCAUUGAUAAUGGGGAAAUAUAUUGUCCAAAUUGGUGCAAAGUUCAUGCUUGUUAUGGGGCUUUUUGUGUCGUCAGGCUGCACCAUUUUGUUUGGGUUACUCAACAGGGUUCCUUCAGGAGCGCCUUUUAUUACCCUGUGCUUUAUAGUGAGGUCCAUAGAUGCUUUAGGCUUUGCCGGUGCAAUGACCUCCUCUUUUGCCUUGACAGCAAAAAUAUUCCCAAACAAUGUGGCAACUGUUUUGGGUAGUUUGGAGGUUUUUACUGGACUUGGUCUUAUCAUGGGGCCACCGGUCGGGGGCUGGUUCUACCAGUCAUUUGGAUAUGAAGUCCCUUUUAUGCUUCUUGGAUGUUUACUGUUGAUCAUGGUUCCAUUUAACAUAUACAUCUUGCCAAACAUUGAGGCGGACCCCUCGAAGGAUUCAUUCCUCCGGCUUCUCACCAAAGUGAAGAUCGUCCUGAUGUGCUAUGCGAUAUUCACUCUCAGUGCAGGUCUGGGCUUCUUGGAUGCCACGUUGUCCCUGUUUGCUAUGGAGACGUUUAAUCUCUCAUCUGGCUAUGUGGGACUCAUCAUGCUUGGUUUGUCGUUACCGUACUGUCUGGCAUCACCGCUGAUGGGCUUCAUCACUGAUAAAUAUCCUUCCACCAGGGGUUGGUUCAUGGUGAUAGGGAGUCUCUGCACAGCAUUUGGCUUCUUUUUGCUCGGUCCCACACCUUUCCUUCACAUCCCGAGUCAGCUGUGGUUGCUGAUUGUCAUGCUUGGUGUAAUUGGGUUUUCUCUUGGCAUGACUGCAAUCCCAACGUUCCCAGAGAUCAUCACUUGUGCAUAUGAGCAGGGGUAUGAAGAGGGACUAAGCACUCUUGGAAUGGUGUCUGGACUGUUUGGGGCAGUUUGGUCCUUGGGGAUGUUUUAUGGUCCAACAGUGGGUGGCCUCAUCACGCAACAUCUCAACUUUGAAUGGGCAGCUGCAGUCCAAGGAGGCCUGGCGUUUCUGGCUGCCUUCCUCCUCGCUGUGCAUUAUCUCUGUGAACCCAGACGACGACAAAGUGUUCGAGAAGAUAGUCAACAGCAAGAUGAAACCACUCCUCUCCUGACUGAAUGAAGUCCUCAGCAACAAUUUACAGAACAAGAUUUUAAUGCUCCAGCUGCUUGUGGGCGACAGCCUCCACUUUUUUUAUUUUACACAAAUAGCCAUUAUUAAUUUCUUUUUAAUGUUUUUAAAUGGUGUUGCAGAGAUUUUAAUGCUUUCUACUCAGAUCACGGAAAUGCUUUUGUGUCAUAGUAUUAUGUUUUUAUGAAAUGUUUGUAGUGGUUGCUGCCUAAAAACAAAGCGGUACAAAUGUUUUACUGACUACUUGAGAUUUAAAUAGAUAUUAUAUAUUGUUCAUGAUGAUAAAUUAAUAUAACAAAUGAAUGUAGUCAAGCACUGGAAAGUCCCGAUCACAAGCUAAAUGUGCCUUUUGUUCUUUUAAUGAUCUUACUUCCUCCAUCACAUGAACUGGAUUUCAUGAAGUUGCUCAGCACUUUCAUGCAUGCAACAUGAAGGAAAUAAGCAUGUAAUAACAUAAACCACAAGGUUAUAUUUCAUAAAGGCCAUAGUAAACCUCACAUGCAUUCAGUAUAAUUCAAAAUAACUGGCAUUGUCAUAUUUCACUGCAGUUGGUGAUUUUGUAUGUUGAGCCUUCUUUUCCGUCUAAACAAUUGUAAGAUAUUUUGCACUUGUGUUUUGCACUUUUGUGUAAAUUUACUUUAUUCGUACGAUAUCUACAUACCAUGCAAGUUACAUGUUUAAGUUGACCUGUGCUGACAUCAUGCACUGCAGAUCUUACUUUUAUUUUAUAUGAGACAAAGUUUCAUUCAGUUGUUCACUGAACCAUUAACUGUAUCCUAAAAUAAUUUCCAAGGUAGUCAUACAUGCAUAAAAACACUAAUAUCCUCUUUCCUGAAAUUUAAAGACAUUAACCUACCCAAAAGUAGAAUAUUGAAUCAUUUAUUUAUAGGUAAAUCAACUUGAUUGGUCCAAAUUGUUCUUUAAAAUAAUCUGUUUUAUCAUAUUUGCGUGCAGGUUAAGUCCCAAAAAUGCAAUGCAUACAUAAUCAACAUAGCCUUUAAGCACAUUUAUUUAAAAAUGUUAGAUAUCAAAAGUUUGACUUUUUACAUAUGAUUCAUCUGUAUUUUUAUAAAGCUGUGAAGAAGUGGUGCAUACAAACUUCGUUAAUCUCUUACAGGCUAAGAAAUUAAACUACAAUAUUACACACAUUUGUUUUCUUUAUCUUUAGUAAAAAUUGAGCCCAAAAGUCAAAUUAUGCUUCAUCAAUAAAUAUAUAAAACAAGAAUUCCUAGAGUCAAACGAUUACUUAUGCAAAGACAGUCUUUACGAACAAAUCUUUCAUUGAUCAAUCUGUAUUAGGAAUACAGAUACAUACUGUUUCUUCUGUUCAAAUAUAAAAAACAACAGUAAAAACAACACACCUGCAAGGUUUUUUGUCAUUAUAAAAAUGUGUUUUAUAUGAAAGAAAUAAUAAAAGUGAAAGCACA